CCGCUUCCUGCCGGACGGCCCGAGCUCGCCGGUCGGCUGCGGGAGGCGCGGAGCGUGCGGGUCGGCGUCGGCGGAGGCCUGGUGCGCCCCUCGGGCGGGAAGGAGCCGGUGCCGGGGCUUGAGCCCUCGGGAGAUCGCAGCGGCGAUGCUGACCAGGACGUCAAGGCUCGUCUCCGGGGCCCGGCGGUUGGACCCUGGACGACUUUUGCACGCGGGGUCCCAGGCCCCCCAAAGCCUCGCCGCUCCCCUGGACAACCAGGCCCCAGAUGAUAGUCCCAGAGCAGUUUCCCGCACCAGUGAGAAGGACCCGGCCAGGCAUGGGGAGCAGCAUGAAGGUCUCCACUACAACAUCCCCCUCCAGGACAUGAGGACCCUGUUCCCCCACAGCCUGCCUCCUCGCUUUUCCAUGCAGGUGAAAACAUUCAGUGAAGCUUGUCUGAUGGUAAGGAAGCCAGCCCUGGAGCUUCUGCAUUACCUGAAAAACACCAAUUUUGCCCACCCUGCUGUGCGGUAUGUUCUCUAUGGGGAGAAAGGGACAGGAAAAACCCUCAGUCUUUGCCAUGUUAUUCAUUUCUGUGCAAAGCAGGACUGGCUGAUCCUGCACGUUCCGGAUGCUCAUCUCUGGGUGAAGAGCUGCCGGAGUCUUCUGCCCUCCACCUACAACAAGCAGCGUUUGGACCAACCUGCAGAAGCUUCCAUCUGGCUGAAGAAUUUCAAAACUACAAACGAGCGUUUCUUGAGUCAGAUAAAAGUUCAAGAGAAGUAUGUCUGGAAUAAGCGAGAGAGCACGGAGAAAGGCAGCCCUCUGGGAGAGGUGGUGGAACAGGGCAUCAUGCGGGUGAAGAACGCCACGGAUGCAGUUGGGGUUGUUCUCAGAGAGCUCAAGGGUCAGAGUUCUUUGGGCGGGUUUCGCCUCCUGGUGGCAGUGGAUGGAGUCAAUGCUCUCUGGGGAAAGACCACACUGAAAAGAGAAGAUAAAAGCCUGGUGGCCCCCGAGGAGCUUGCGCUCGUGCACAACCUGAGGAAAAUGGUGAAAAACGACUGGCAUGGAGGCACCAUUGUGUUGACUUUGAGCCAGACUGGAUCCCUCUUCAAGCCGCGGAAGGCCUAUCUGCCUCAGGAGCUGCUGGGCAAGGAGGGAUUUGAUGCCUUGGAUCCCUUUAUUCCCAUCCUGGUUUCCAACUACAGCCCGAAGGAGUUCGAAAGUUGUAUUCAGUAUUACCUGGAGAACAGUUGGCUUCAACAUGAGAAAGCUCACACAGAAGAAGGGAAAAAGGAGCUUCUGUUCCUGAGUAACGCAAACCCUGGACAGCUGGAGCGGCUGUGCGCCCACCUUUGAGCCACGGUCACGACGUUCCGGACACGGUGUGGAGUAAGGAGGGAGCGCAGGGAGAGUGGUUCUGUCUACGCAGCCACCUUCAGGGGACCGGAGGCAACGGUGACUCAGAUCAGCCUCGGCACAGAAUUCUCUGCCCCCGCCCACACCGGUGGUGUCAGAAGUUCGAGUCCCGGCUGCCACUUACUGGCGGUCUUAGGGCCUCGCAGCCGAUCUGCUCCUCCAGUGUCCCCUGACCUCUGCUUCACCUGGUCUGAGGGCAAGAACGCCCCGCCGUCAGGGGGCCGUGAGGACUGAACCACACGGCAUGCGGACGGGGCCUCACACACGGCAGGCUGCUACCGUUCGGGACUUGGAUUUGAGGGAGACAGUCUCCCCCUGGAGAGCCGGCUUCCCCUGCCUGACCCUCCUCCUCGAGGAUUCCGUCAGAAGCAGAGCCUCACCCGACCCAGCCUCGGUCAGCGCAGCCAGACUCCGAGGCGAGUGCCCUACAAGCCUGCGGGGUCAGCCGCCACCACUGGAAGGCUCUAAGCCCUGUGACAAACCCCUUCAGUGUGGUUCUGCCCUCUGAACCCUGACUGACACCCUCCCCCCCCCCCCGCACUGGGGACGGUCACGGCCAGGUUUAUCUUACCCUGAGCUCAAAGCCCUCGGCCUCUCCAUCCGCUCCAUCACUUCCCGCUCCAGCCCCUCUCGUCCUUUGUGCCGGCCUGCUCUCCACCCCCACCCCUGCCUCCUCUCUCCCGAUGCUUCCGAGGCCCUCGUGAGCUGUGCUGCGGCCCGGGUCACCCAGGGGCCUCAGUCCACCUGUUCCUGUUGUUGCCCUGUGUGCGUUACAGUUCAAGCCACAAAAAUAGAUCUCAUGGAAACCA
Molecule: messenger RNA, 2208 nt
Organism: Felis catus (domestic cat)
Lineage: Eukaryota; Metazoa; Chordata; Mammalia; Carnivora; Felidae
Gene: DAP3
Product: death associated protein 3
Exons: 14
Coding region: 146-1339 (397 amino acids)
Biological process (GO): apoptotic process
Cellular component (GO): mitochondrial small ribosomal subunit; mitochondrial ribosome
Molecular function (GO): structural constituent of ribosome
Source: RefSeq, a predicted model, not a curated record